Molecule: messenger RNA, 1427 nt
Organism: Oncorhynchus gorbuscha (pink salmon)
Lineage: Eukaryota; Metazoa; Chordata; Actinopteri; Salmoniformes; Salmonidae
Product: YEATS domain-containing protein 4-like
Biological process (GO): regulation of DNA-templated transcription
Source: RefSeq, a predicted model, not a curated record
GUGUUCACAUCGGACCACGAACAAUGUAACGUACUUCCGGUGCUUGUUUGGCUGGCAAUUUGAAAUGUGUACAAUGUAAAAUCGUGUUGUUUUCGUAGAUUUAAUGGCAAUCUUAUUAAAUGACACGUUUCAAAUCACUACUGCAAGAGUCCUAUAGUGACAUAUACGAGUUUAACGUCCCUUUCUAGUCUCUAUACUAUGUUUAAAAGGAUGGCUGAAUUUGGACCAGAUUCCGGGGGUAGAGUGAAGGGUGUUACGAUCGUCAAACCCAUCGUAUUCGGAAACGUUGCUCGGUAUUUUGGAAAGAAGCGAGAGGAGGAUGGACACACUCACCAAUGGUCUGUGUACGUGAAACCAUACAGAAACGAGGAUAUGUCUGCAUAUGUGAAGAAAAUACAGUUCAAGCUACAUGAAAGUUAUGUGAAUCCACUCAGAGUCGUGACGAAGCCUCCGUACGAGAUCACAGAGACGGGCUGGGGAGAGUUUGAGAUCAUCAUCAAGAUAUUUUUCAUCGACCCCAAUGAGAGGCCGGUGACUCUCUACCACCUACUGAAGCUCUUCCAGUCAGACUCCAGUGCCAUGCCCAAGAAGACGGUGGUCUCUGAAUUCUAUGAUGAAAUGAUCUUCCAGGACCCCACAGCCAUGAUGCAACAGCUCCUUAGCACCUCUAGACAACUGACUGGGGCCUAUAAACACGAGACGGAGUUUGCGGAGCUGGAGCUGCGGACGCGGGAGAAGCUGGAAGCAGCGAAGAAGAAGACCACAGAGAUCACAGACCUGAAGGAUAGACUGAAGGCCAGCAGAGAGACCAUCAACUUCCUGAAGGGAGAGAUACGCAAGCUGGAGGAGGAGGACCAGAUCAAAGACCACUGAUACACACACACACUGGAUUUGCCACAGACGGCUCUCAAUCCCACUCAGAUUUGCCACAGAUGGCUCUCAAUCCCACUCAGAUUUGCCACAGAUGGCUCUCAAUCCCACUCAGAUUUGCCACAGAUGGCUCUCAAUCCCACUCAGAUUUGCCACAGAUGGCUCUCAAUCCCACUCAGAUUUACCACAGAUGGCUCUCAAUCCCACUCAGAUUUACCACAGACGGCUCUCAAUCCCACUCAGAUUUACCACAGACGGCUCUCAAUCUCACUCAGAUUUACCACAGACGGCUCUCAAUCCCACUCAGAUUUACCACAGACGGCUCUCAGUGCAACAUGUCACAUGUGUGUUGACUGGUCUGGGUUUUGAGCUGCUGUUUUUAAUUUGUCUUUUUUCUGCAAAACUCAAACCAGUUUUUCUUUGAUUUCUCCUAUGUUCAAAAUGAUUAGAACACGAUUGUUAGAACUGAUGGAUCAAACAUGUCUUAGAUGCUAUUCAGGGUUAUUAUUUUGUCAAGGAUUGAUCUCUUAAACACAUCUGGAUAGCCUGGGCUAACU